GUUAAAGUUGUAUUGGGUAUCGGGGGCACUGUAUUUGUAUCGACUAAAAACCACCGACUCGUAUCUGAAGCACACGUAGGCCUAUAGACCCAACAAUUAGAAGCUCAGGCGUCAUUACGGCAAUUGAAUUCCGGCAACUGUGCGUUAUUUUUAAGUCGUUUGGGAAAUCGGAAAUAUGAAGUCUACGGUUCAGGGUACAGAGGCUUUAAUUGCUUUCGAAUCCGAUAAGGAAGAGAAUGCAAGUGGAUCCAGGAUCAAUGUAAGAGUAGUGCCAACUGAUGAUCAGUAUUUCCUCUUGUACUUCAUUAUGGGGACGUACUUUGCGCCUGAUCUUAAACACGACACGCCUCACAAGUCCGUCUUGCAAAGACGUGUCGAGGGUCUUGUUCCGUAUAGUCUUGACCAGCUUGCUGGUUCCCACAUUAAGGUUGUUGAAGUUGAGAGAAUAUACUACUAUGUGCUUAGAAAGGCUGAUCCGAAUGUUGUGAUGAAAUUACCUUGGUUGCAUCAGUUUUUGAACGGGACUCUUCCAACUCCACGAGAUCCUGCAGUUAAUUACUUACAGUUUAAGGAUCUCUUUCCUCCCCACUUGCAUCCUCAGUCGUGGCUUAAAGAUAAAUAUAAAAUUAUUGGGAAUAUUGUGUUUAUUAACAAACCAGAAACCUCUUGCAUGGAGCCACGAGAUAUUGAAAGGUUUAAGAGACUAACUGGGCUGAAAGAUUUUCAUCUGGAUAGGGAUAGUGCGAGGUCUCAUGCUUUUGUGGAUGGUAAAAUUCAAUAUAAUAUGGGAAUGCUGGAGGUCGACUGCAACGGAGAGUUACCUCAAACUAGAUCAUCUGGUGCUCCUCGGAAAACUAAAAAUCCAAAUGAAUUGACUAUGCCCAAAGAAACUAAUCAACACGAUGUGAAAUUUGUGGAUAUUAUAGAUCAACACAGUAGCCCACCUGUCGAUGGCGAUAAACCAACCAUCUCCAGUUCCGAAUGUAAUGGCACACCUUCGUUAUUCGGUAAUGUGGACAGCAGUUCUGAGGAGAACUUUGGUCCAGGAAUGAUAUUUCUUCCCUCGCACCCAACGAGGGAAGAGUUGAGUAACAUGACAGCUGCCACAAAUAAGGGGACCGCAAUAACUGGCAGUGCAGCAAGGGGGAGAAUUGGACCAGCUUUAGGGCUCAUAGAUAUUGGAGAAUGUGAGGACUCCUACCUGUUCAGAGUAUCUCUUCCUGGAGUCAAAAGGGAUGAAAGAGAAUUCAUCUGUGAAAUUGAAGAUGAUGGUAAAGUAUUAAUCAGGGGUGUGACGGUCACUGGGGAGAAAACUGUUUCCAUGUUUUCUCAGACAUUUGAAAUGCAGUCUCAGAAUCUCUGUCCGCCAGGAAACUUCUCUAUCUUUUUCAAGCUCCCUGGUCCCGUUGAUUCUCAGCAGUUUUCUGGAAAUUUUGGAACUGAUGGAAUUCUGGAAGGAAUUGUGAUGAAAGAGGGACACAACUCAUGGUAGCUUUGUAGAACCCUAUGUUCCUGAUCGAAAACCUUGUAACGUUUGGUUUAUCUGUAGUGUUAAACUAUGUCCAAACUUUGUAAACUCCUAUCUUAUGGUUUGUCUUUGUAAAUAUUCUGCUCAACAAUCCAAACCCCGAGUCAUCUGGGUUUAGUUUUCU
Daucus carota subsp. sativus is the source of this 1652-nucleotide messenger RNA. Its product is annotated as increased DNA methylation 2. Gene Ontology annotation, cellular component: nucleus. NCBI's taxonomy places the organism in Eukaryota, Viridiplantae, Streptophyta, Magnoliopsida, Apiales, Apiaceae. The transcript has 3 exons. Bases 176 to 1492 code for a protein of 438 amino acids. The record is from RefSeq and is a predicted model, not a curated record.